This is a messenger RNA of Argentina anserina (silverweed cinquefoil), 1050 nucleotides long. RefSeq lists its product as uncharacterized. Bases 1 to 1050 code for a protein of 349 amino acids. Lineage: Eukaryota; Viridiplantae; Streptophyta; Magnoliopsida; Rosales; Rosaceae. The transcript is spliced from 2 exons. The record is from RefSeq and is a predicted model, not a curated record.
AUGAAGUACUUCCCUCCUCAAAAGGCUAAUGCAAGAAGAACCGAGUUGAUGACCUUUAAGGAGGAGCAAGAUGAGCUCUUUCAUGAGACGUGGGAGAGAUUCAAGGAUCUUGAGCUUGGUUGCCCUAAUCAUGGCCAAUCUCAAUAUAUGCUUAUGAGCCUAUUUUAUCAAGGCUUGACAUCGGAGACUCGAAGGAAGGUUGAUAAUGCAAGCAAUGGUGAUUUCAUAGACUUAGUGGCGGAUGAAGCCCAUCGAGUAUUAGAGAAGCUUGCGGAGCGGUCUCAAUUGUGGGAUAAUAACCCGCAAGUUCGCAAGCCUUCUUCUUCACAUUUAUCUCUAAGGGAAGCAACUCAACCGAAAACCGGUGGCAUAUAUGAAGUCAAGGCAUCAAGCUUGGAUGUGCAUCAAGAGUUUAAGAGGUUAGAAGAAAGUCUUAAUAAGAAGUUUGAUAUGCUUUUGAAGCAAGGAAAGCAAGGAGGCCGUGAGAAGGUUAAUGAGGUUCAAGGGCCACAAAUUGUUUUCCCGAGAUCAUUGAAGAAUGUAAGCAAAUGGCAUAUUCAAGACCGAAGAAUGACCCUUAUUCCAACACUUACAAUCCCGGAUGGAGAAACCACCUUAAUUUCUCAUGGGGUGGGGAACCAAGGUAUGAGUUGCAACAAUCAAGGGAGUGGCAACUAUGGAGGUGCUAGUGGGAGCCAAAGCUUUCAAGGAAACAAAGGUGCGACUAAUGGAAGUUAUGGUGGCAAUGUUUAUCCUAAGCCACCUUAUCAAGCAAGACCUCCUUUUCAAGCUCCUAAUACUCAAGUGCCACAUCCUCCUCAAGUGGAUGCUCCUAAAUCAAGCCUUGAAGAGAUGCUUGCCAAGGUUUUGGCAAAUCAAAACGAGCUUAUUCAAAGUGUUCGAAAUGAUGUGGCCUCCACUACUCAAGGAUUGCAUAAGCUUGAAGCGCAAAUGGGGCAAUUGGCUAAUGAGAUGAGAGAAAGGAAGCAAGGAGAAUUGCCUUCCAUGACCGAGAAGAAUCCACGAAUCAACCAAGCCAAGGCCAUAUGA